AUGCCUCUGACAAUACCUCGUGAAUUUAAACCAUUCUUACGCGAUGGUGACAAUGCUAUUACAGCUACAGACGCACGCUCUCUCGCCUAUGACGGUCAACUCGUUUUCACUUCGCCUAACAUGACUUUCGUUCCCCAACUAUACGACAAUCCCUCCAAUAUCGUGCAAGCAAGGGCGGAUGGGAAGUUUUGGGCGAUGGAUCCUUUCCAAUGGCCUCAAAUGUACGCAGACGCUUACACCUGGAGUUUUACCAUUCCGCGAUGCGAAUUCCAUGAGCCUGGCACUGACCUGUGGUAUGCUUGGUGGUCGCCAGCUUUUUCUGACGAUUUUGAGCCAUUAUCUCCUGGUCAUGUCUUUGGCAAGCUGAAGUCCACCCACCGUGAUCAUCUAUUUCGACUCUACGAACAGGCUAACAAGCGUGUCGGUUCCUACAAGCUAUUCCGAGAAAACAAGCAAGACGCGGUUGUUGGAUGGGUCACUGGGUUGCGCUCUGUUUUUGAGCGCUUUAAAGAGACGCGGGCAUGGCGAGAUAUUGUGAUGAUCUUGGCCGAGUUUCAGAGGCGAUUCUUGGAGAUAUGGAGCAUGAUGGAUUACCUUGAGAUAUUUGAGCCGCGGUUGAAAUUUGAGGACAGAGCGCACGGGGUCAACAAGACUUGGAUGGGGUGCUUCACCAAAGACUCCGCUAUCGCGUUGAGGCUCCACAAGGCUGGUGUACCUAUGUGGUUGAUACAAGAUGUCAGGCUCGUCGAUGAUAAUAUUAACAUCCGCCAAGUCGUUCCCUUCACUCCUGCCGACCUUGUGUUUGGGAUGUACCUCCAUCCCAUUAAGAACUUCGCUCAACCUUUCGAUAUCCGGCACAAGGGUCCAAGUGAUCAUCAACGCCAGGCUGCGGUUCGUCAGCCAUACCUUACUUUUGAAGAGAUCCCCAUAGAUCACACCGAAGUCAAUCGCUUUGCAGCUUCCAGAGAGCCGUCAUCGGGUAAAGCACCCACCAGGACCAUGAAAAAUAAGUCCGCAGUAUAUGAACCGACCGCUCUGCGCCAGAACCAGUCUCAAGUUGGACGUGACAAAUGGUGCGACGUGACUCACCCAUUCAUGCCCAACAUCAACACCUUCUUCGCAUCGGCUAUGAGUCACGCGGAGAAAGAUUUGAGUCGUGUCAAGCCAACCCGCGCAAGAAUGGAUGAGGGAUACAGGCUCCCUGAUCCUGGAUUAUUUGUCAACGUCCUUUCCUCACAGUCUCUCAAAAAAUAUCUCGCUAACUGGUUGGCAUGCCGUGAGUUGUGGCUGAAGCAUGUUUAUAUGUCGCCUCCAUCUCCGCUCCCUCGGUCCCAAAGCUGGCGUGAUCUAUUGAUCAUGCAGCCAACACCACAGCCCUCGUCGUCAAGUGGUCAGAUGCCGUCAGGCAAGACUGGCAAGUCCAAAGCCAAACUCGACGUAUUCUUUGGAGAUGAACUAUCGCUUCUACGCCAGUUUUGGACUGGAUCCCAGAUGUUGCAAUGGAGGGGUCAGAAAAUCGAAGCAGCAAUGCUUGAGAAUCCACCGCAUUAUCUCGUUCAACAGAUCAUAUAUGAGAUUUGCGAGCAAAGCUUCCGAUACGACCUUCUGGAACUUGAUGAACAUCUUGCCGGUCAUAUGCGGCUGGAUCGGGAGGCGAAGAAGCGUCGCAUGGAGUUGCUCCGUGGAAUUUUUCCUCAGCAUGCCCUCACCAUGUGGGACAAGGAUUUUUCGACUCGGAAUGAUGGACUUAAUGCUGAGUCUUUCCACGAUGCUCUUCCAUAUUUCGAGAAUUUUCGUCAAGUGUUGAUCGCAUGGGAUGGUGCUCCUCAAGAUCUUAAACAGCCUUUCACCGAGUCGAUGCCCGAGGGAGAGAAGUGGCAACGCAUGAAGCAAUGUGCCCUGUUUUAUGUACAAUCAUUUUACGACAACACAGGUCGCCCCCCCGUGGUCCCUCAUAUACUUUACGCGGCUCCAUAG
Suillus plorans is the source of this 1977-nucleotide messenger RNA. RefSeq lists its product as uncharacterized. The transcript has 3 exons. The record is from RefSeq and is a predicted model, not a curated record. The coding region runs from base 1 to 1977 and encodes 658 amino acids. NCBI's taxonomy places the organism in Eukaryota, Fungi, Basidiomycota, Agaricomycetes, Boletales, Suillaceae.